Erpetoichthys calabaricus (reedfish) is the source of this 2581-nucleotide messenger RNA. It is a transcript of the gene ubxn8, whose product is annotated as UBX domain protein 8. The record is from RefSeq and is a predicted model, not a curated record. Gene Ontology annotation, molecular function: ubiquitin binding. NCBI's taxonomy places the organism in Eukaryota, Metazoa, Chordata, Cladistia, Polypteriformes, Polypteridae. The coding region runs from base 30 to 866 and encodes 278 amino acids. The transcript has 8 exons. Gene Ontology annotation, cellular component: nucleus; endoplasmic reticulum.
GGAAGCACGGCGUCUCCUAUUUUCAAAGGAUGGUUUCCUCUAGGAUUGUUUUGGCUUUUGCGUUUGUGUCGAUAUUUUUUAUCGGUUUGACCACUUGGAAGAGCUCGAAUAUUGGUAUCCGAGGGCUGUUAUUACUCUUUGGAAGGGCCCUUCUUUUUCUUGGCUUUGUCACCUGGCUUGUUUCCACUGUUAUCCCCCGGAUCAAGUCUGUAGUAUGGACUCCUCCGAAACACUUCCCUGAAGACAUUGUUCCAGAUGCAGAGGUGGAAAGGAAACUGCAGCUAGCAAGGAAGGAGAAGCAGGAGGAAUACAGAACAAGAGUAGCAGCAUACCAGGAAAAUGUCCUUCAUCCACGAGAAGAAAUCAAACUUAGAAAAAAAGAAGAGAAGUUCUAUCAAAUGACUGGGGAAAAAUGGAAAUUAAGUCAUGGUUAUGUACUUGGGGUUGAUGAAAAUUCAGAGCACAUAUCCUCUCAAGAGCCAGAAGUUGCUUUUGAGUCUCCAAAUGUAGAAGCACGAUGUAGGAGGAAGCUCCCAGAAAGCAUUACCCAAUUGCCACCUUCACCCAAGCCUAUUACUUCUAAGAAGAUUGUCAUUUUGCCAGAAGAACCUCCGUUUGAUAUGGAAGGGGUCUUCACAAUAGCCCUUAGAAGUCCAAGUGGAAGGAUUUUCAAAAGAAGGUUCAUUGAUUCACAAAGUACUCAGGUGCUGAUGGACUGGAUCUUGAAAUUAGGCUACCACCCUGCGAUUUACACCAUCUACACCACCUAUCCCAGAAGACCCCUUGAGGCCACACAAGAAACAACACUGGGAGACAUUGGUCUGGUAAAAGACAUGGUUUUGAUCAUUGAUGAAAAAGACACUUAAGCUUCAGAUGCCAUAGCUAAUGAUUAACUGUUUGGACAGCACAGAAAUGGAGAGAAUGCGCAGCUUCUUUUCCAAACGGACAUCACUAGUAGACACUUGAAAGAAAACCAAAUGACCAGAGGGUCGUCACAGCACUCAUUUGAAGGUAUCUCCACUACAUUAGUGUUCGUCUGCUUUUCCUGUUAAAGUAGGCCAACACCGCCUCCUCCAGCCCUUCCUGGGUAAUACCCAGAUGCUCCAAGGACAGUUAAGCAAUAAGAGUUCUCUGCCGCAUCCCAUGUCUGCUCCUCGGUCUUCUCCACAUGAGCUAAAACCUCAGAAGGUUGAUCAAACCAUCUGCUAAAAAUAUACAUACAGUGGUACAGUGAACUUCACUCCUGAGCUGAAACUUCCAGAAUAUGCAGCCAAAACCGUGGUAGCUGACAUCGCUCUGUUCUUGAAGACCUCCAUCACACUGUUUUGGUUCUCAUCUUGUAGCUGCAGAAUUAUUUGACAGAUGAGGUUCCACAUUAUCUGCCAAUAAGGUAACACGUUAUCCACAUUGUCAGUCCAAAUAACCUGCAGGUGUUUGGACUGUGGCAGGAAACCUGUGAGGACAUGGUGAGAGCACCAGUGACUCGGACCAGCGCAGGACCACUGCUCCACCCUGCCACCCACAGAAAAAGAUGCAAAACAAAAUGUAAACUUUACCAAUUCAGAGUGUGCGGCACAUCAUGGCUACAGACGCCCAGGACAUGAAGAAGCUGAAGAUCUGCGGCUUUCAUAGCAGUUUUCCCAGCGCAGGAGCUUUGAUUUCAGGAAUCAUUGAGGUCCAGUGAGGUCUCAUGUAGGCCUAUGAUAACAGCAACUGUAACCAUUAAGCAAAAUAAAGAAAUGCAAAGAAGAGGGAUGCACUGCAAAGUGUGGUGCGAUUGGGAGUUCACAGGGGACCCUCUCCCCACCUUAUUGCUUCGAUGUGACUGCAGUUUCACGGGGGAGUGGAUGACGCGGCACAUCAUAAAGGCAGCUAUGAAGUGUGAUGCGGUGCUCCAUCUUCACCAAUAACUCCAAAGUCCAAAAUACUAACAGAUUUGUAAGGUGGCGCCAGUACUUGUGGUCAACCAUUCAGCACAAUUCAUUGCUCGAGGCCCACCUACAAUGGUUCCUGAUUGAAGGAGAAGGACAAACCUGGAGUAGGAGCUCAAGAAGGUACCAGGAACUACAAAUGACCCGAGUUCCUGUGGUGGGAAUGCCACAAAUGUUCCCAAGUUUCUAAAAAGUCCCUGAUUCCUGAAAAUUUCUCGUGGUGGGAAAGUACCUCACGUCACUGCCAUCUGUCUUUUUGCAAAAAUUGGUUUAGAAAUGUGACGCUCUGAGCCGUCUGAUUUUCCCACCUACUUUUAAGCACAGUUCUCUUAUGGGGGUCUCCAUAUACAUCUAGUUCUGCCAGACUAAACCAUACGGGGGUACUGGUGGGAGGUGACGGGGCACACGGCAGUACAUUGUAAAGUUGAUUUAAGAUUAAUAAAGGAAUUUGGCACGGGACAUGGAGAAUGUCAAUUUUUUUUUUCCUUACAAAUUCCUUUUUUGCCUUUCUAGCCUAAGCAAAAUUUUAGUAUGAAAUCUGAGAAAGGUUUUAUAUACGAGACUCCAGGAGUUCCUACAAACCCAGAGCUCAUUUUCACGAUUUAGGAUUAGUAAAGUUUAUAUAUUGCAUAUGGUUUUAGUAAACAAAU